UUGAGCAAAAUUAUUCUUGCUAACUGUGCAUAUGAAAAUGGAACGCACUCUCUUUUGUACAGGUUCGAUGUAAGGAUGAACAGAAAAUACUGCUAAUGAUCCACAUUGAGCCUAGCCGUCUAACAUUUUCAUCCCGCCUUCUCAUAUCUAAUUGAGCUAAUUACCCCUUUUCAGAGUGUUACAGUAGCCUUUUAUAUCAUGUUAAUGGCUUUAUUACUAGUGAUGAACUAAUAUCGCCUCCGGUUUUAAUGCUGAAGCUGGUCAAAGUAGAGGAAAUUUUAAAUUCUUUAUAAGAUUAUCACAUAUUCCAUUCAAAUUUUAAUCUACAAAGUAACUAGGCCUAUGCUUAUCACGUAAAGGCAAUGUAGCAAAAACCACUACAUAUCCCAGUAGUAGGCUAAAGUAGCAUACAAGGAAAAUACAGUCGCAACAGGGAAGUCCUUAUACUUCUCACGACUAGCUACUAAAUAAUUUUAUUUUAAUUACAUUUUUAAUCACUUUCAUGGCACAGUAUGACACACAAGGUAUUUAUAUUGUCCAUGGACACUUCGACAUGUGGACUGCAGAGAAAUGGCCGAAAUAAUAAAAUAGCUGUACUUCCUAAAGUCAGUGUGUAGCCUAUUGAUAGUUACAUAGGAUAUAUCUAAACAAUAAACUCUGAAAUAACUUGCAUUAGGCUUUCAAAGUGUAAUAAAUAGUUGGUCGAAUAGCGGAAAGGCGGCGUGAUAAUCGCUUCGCGUAGUCAUGUCUCCCCUCGGCCACCGUAGUGAACGCAGGGCUUGCAGAGAACAUGUUGAAGGUGACAACCAGUGCAGUGCUGGGGGCUUUUAGUCUGCUGCCGACCACCGUCCUUGCCGCCAACGGUGACGGGGAAAAGGAGGCAGCCGCUUCUCUAAACCGGGACGAACUGUCUCUGUAUAGCGCACCUCAGCAGAAGUUUCGGUAUGAGGACUCUGAAGCGGGUCAGUUGGAGCAGCGUGUCGCCACCCUCAGGAAGUCAGCAGAGCCAUACACAGAUUGGUUCCAGGGAACCUUUGACAAAAUUAAACCCCAAGUUGAGAGUGUCGUCAAGUUUGGGAAUGACACCUACGCCUACUUGAGGAACCCUCCGAAGGACUUCUAUCCUCGGGCAGGGGUCAUCGCCUUUACGGGUGUCCUGGGACUGUUUCUUGCCAGAGGCUCCAGGAUUAAAAAGCUCAUCUACCCGACUGGUCUGGUGACUAUGAGUGCCUCCCUCUACUACCCGGAGCAGGCUGCCGCCAUCGCAAAGUCAGCCGGGGACUCCGUGUACGACUACGCGGUGCAGAGCUACGCUGCGGUGGAGAACAUACUGAAGCCCCAUAGCAAAGCUGAGAAGGACACCAACUCGGGAAACAAACCCUGAUGAUCCCAGAGUGGCUUUGCAACAAUUCGGAAAUAAGUUAUUAUACAGAAUCUAUUUCCUGGUACUUCAGACUGACAUGCUGCAUAAACCAGCUUCAGUCUGGUUGAUUCUGCCAUGCCCAUUUUCUGACUAAGCUUCACAUAUAACUCAGGCUGGGCAUGGCCUGUCAAAGGGGGUUUGCAACUUGAAUGAUUCACUUCUACUUCUGAUGUGAAUAUUUAUGUACAGAAUUAAUUAAAAAACUUGCGCUGCAUUUAAUUGUAAGAUUGCUGCCUUAAUUCUGCAUUGGAUGCUGUCAGAAUCGUGUAUUGUACAAUAAAAUAAAUCAACUAGAUCUGAAACAAAACAAAAACAAAA
Molecule: messenger RNA, 1741 nt
Organism: Monopterus albus (swamp eel)
Lineage: Eukaryota; Metazoa; Chordata; Actinopteri; Synbranchiformes; Synbranchidae
Gene: apooa
Product: apolipoprotein O, a
Exons: 1
Coding region: 791-1384 (197 amino acids)
Biological process (GO): cristae formation
Cellular component (GO): MICOS complex
Source: RefSeq, a predicted model, not a curated record